Molecule: messenger RNA, 936 nt
Organism: Suillus bovinus
Lineage: Eukaryota; Fungi; Basidiomycota; Agaricomycetes; Boletales; Suillaceae
Product: hemolysin-III related-domain-containing protein
Exons: 8
Coding region: 1-936 (311 amino acids)
Cellular component (GO): membrane
Molecular function (GO): signaling receptor activity
Source: RefSeq, a predicted model, not a curated record
AUGUCCGAGCUCAAGGCACGCAAAUGGAACCUCAGCAAUCAGAAUGGACUUGCACACCACAUUUUGCAAACAGGUCCUGACAAACAACGGAUGACGCUUUCGUGGCACGAAAUACCAGAAUGGCAGAGGGAUAACGAGUACAUUUUAACGGGCUACAGACGAGUGCAGAACGGCUGGUCAGGUUGUAUUGCAUCUAUCUACAGUUAUCCUCAUAACGAAACUGUCAACAUCCUCAGCCAUCUGGUUGGCGCUGUGGUUUUCUUCUGGAUUCUGAUGACAUUCCGCGGGCAAUAUAUCCUGGCGUACAGCACUACCACUUGGCUGGAUACUUCUGUCUUUGCUAUAUUUCUACUCUCUGCAGUGUUCUGCCUCACUGCGAGUGCUAUGUUCCACACUGCCACUUGCCAUUCGGCACAGGUGUCGACCCAGUGCCAUGCACUAGACUAUACAGGGAUCGUCACCCUCACCGUCGGAUCUUUUGUGCCAUGCCUUUACUAUGGGUUCUAUUGUGAACCAGCCUUGCAAGCCUGCUAUCUAUGUUCCAUCGCACUAGUUGGCGCAGGAACCGCAUAUAUCGUUUUAAACCCUGAAUAUGCAAAGCCUACACAUCGAGGUACACGUACCGGUGUCUUCAUUGGUCUAGGAUUGUCUGCUGUGGUCCCAGUUGCUCACUUAUUGGUAUCGCAUGGAGCAUCGAAGCUAUUUUCCGAGAUGGGUUUUGGUUGGCUGCUCGCAUCAGGCGGAUUAUACAUUACGGGCGCGUUGAUUUACGCCAAUCGCAUGCCCGAACGUCUAGCCCCAGGGAAAUUCGACUUACUUUUCGCAUCACAUCAAAUAUUUCACUUCUGUGUGGUUCUUGCCGCUCUGGCUCACUGGAUGUGUGUAUUGACUGCAUUCGAUCAUUGGCAUUCUGGCUUAGAUGGACGCAAAUUGUGA